AUGCAGGGAGUGGAGGAAUUUCUCGGGGUUAAUGAACUAGAGCUAAAAACAGCAAAUGGAACUGCACUGCCAUAUUGUGGGUGGACAGAGAUUGACUUUUCACUUCUCGGGACAAAUAGUGAUUAUGGGUUAAAAAUAUCAUUUUUAGUCAGCGAGGUUGUUCUCGAUUUACCGGUUGUGGGGUAUAAUGUUAUGUGGGGUAUAAUGUGAAAUUACUAGAAAAACCGCUGUGAAGGUUAACCAGGACAAACAGACAUCUUUUGUGGAUGUGCUAUGUUGUAGUUUAAUGGAUAUUGAACGGGCCGAAGUUGAGGCUCUGGUGGCAUUUUUACAAUCGGAAAAGACCUAUGACUUGUGUAACGUUAAAACUACUAAACAAGACAUAGUAAUUCAACCAGGUCAAUCGGUAAAGAUAGUUUGUUAUGUUGAUGUUGGCCCCUUGGAAAUGCGAGUACCAGUGUUAUUUGAGCCCAACCCAGAGUGUCCUUGGGCGGAUGGACUAGAAGUACCAGUAACACUCACAGGUGUGUCAAGAGGAGCUCGAGUCAGUAUUCAAGUUAACAAUCCGAGUAAUCGUGCUAUUGUAUUGAAAAGGAGGACUGUGUUAGGAACGCUUUAAAUGGUGAGAUCAAUAAACCCAAUGGAUGUUAUACAGUCUAAGAAUACUAAUAACAAUACAGAAGAGCCUCAAUGUAAUGGGACGGAAGUGGGUGUCAGUGUCGACAGCAUCGGGUCUAAAGAAAAACUAAUGGGAAAUCAAAACUCUGAUGGUCUACCAGGUUAAUCUUGAGGGACUGACAAACAAACAGAAAUGGAAAGUACAACAGAUGUUGAAGGAAGAAGCAGAUUCAUUUUCAAGAGAAGGUGAAAUUACACAGCUAUUCCACGACCUCUGUAUCCAGAGGUUAAACAGUAUGUUGAGGAUUUACUGAAUAAGGGGUAUGUUCAAAAAUCACGUUCAUCGUAUUCAUCGCCAAUGGUCUGUGUCAGAAAAAAAUAUGGGAACCUUUGGCUAUGCGUGGAUUACAGACAACUAAAUAAGAAGACAGUAACUGAUAGACAUCCAUUAGCAAGAGUGCAAGCGACGCUCGAAAGCCUUGGUGGUAACAAAUGAUUCACAGUGUUAGAUCAGGGGAAGGAUCGACACAAAACUGCUUUUAUCACCCCGUGGAGUUUAUUCGAGUGGAUUCGAAUACCGUUUGGGCUUAAAAAUGCACCCGGAGAAUUCCAAAGGUUUAUGGAACACUGCCUAGAGGGUCUUAAAGAGGACAUUUGCAUCCCAUAUUUAGAUGACAUUAUAAUAUUUACAAAAACAUUUGAUGAACACGUUGAGCAUGUCCAUUUGGUUAUACAACGAUUACGUGCCAAUGGAAUUAAGUUAAACCAGGAAAGUGUAAUUUCUUUCAAAGGGAAGUUAACUAUUUGGGACAGAUUGUGUCAGCAGAGGGGUACAGACUCGACCCAGGAAAGACUGAAGCAGUAACAGUCGAAACUUCUGGGACUUCUCGGCUACUAUCGGAGAUAUAUUGAGGACUUUGCACGAAUAGCAAGACCAUUAUUCGAUUUGUUACAAGCUCCACCUGAUGUGAAUUCUAACUCGAGUAAUGUGAAAAACAGUGUACCAUCAUCACAACCAAUUCAGUGGCAAAGCCAACACCAGAAUGCUCUCUGUGAACUUCUUGAUUAUCUCAUAAGCCCACCUAUCCUGGGUUACCCAGAUUAUAGUCAACCGUUUUAGUUACAUACAGAUGCAUCACUUCAGGGAGUUGGCGCUGUGUUGUAUCAAAUGCAAGAGGGAAAUUUGCGAGUAAUCGGGUAUGGUUCGAGAUCCCUAAACCCUGCAGAAAGAAGGUACCAUGCUGGAAAGCUAGAAUUCGUAGCCCUAAAGUGGGCUGUCUGCGAACACUUUCCAGACAUUUUAUAAUAUGCCCCGAACUUUACGAUCUAUACAGAUAAUAAUCCGUUAACAUACAUACUAUCAACAGCUAAAUUAAAUGCAACGGGUCAUCGUUGGGUGUCCGAACUCGCGGAUUUCACAUUCGACAUAAAGUACUGGCCGGGGUGUAAUAACCAAGAUGCAGAUGCUUUGUCAAGGAUGCUUGUAGACUUGGCAAAUUAUCGAGAAAUGUGCACGGAGGAGGUAUCUAGUGAAAACAUCAAGGCUGUAAUUACGGGUAUUACCGCACGCUCUAACACUUGUCGAAGAUCUUCCGGAUAUAACGAUUUUCUAACUAGGGCGUAG
Molecule: messenger RNA, 2242 nt
Organism: Paramuricea clavata
Lineage: Eukaryota; Metazoa; Cnidaria; Anthozoa; Malacalcyonacea; Plexauridae
Source: the annotation of a GenBank genome assembly